Messenger RNA from Anisakis simplex (herring worm), 537 nucleotides. NCBI's taxonomy places the organism in Eukaryota, Metazoa, Nematoda, Chromadorea, Rhabditida, Anisakidae. The record is from the annotation of a GenBank genome assembly.
GAAAUUGAUUUGGAUCAUGACGGAUCGUUAAGUGCAAGUGAGUGCUACGCUCUCCUAGCAGUACUCAAGCAAUGUUCUGCCGGUCAAUUGCGCAACUUGUUCUGUCGAUCAGAUGCAGACUCCAGUGGUACACUCGGAAGAGCAGAAUUCGAAGAAUUCCUCAAACGACUGUCACCAUCAUUAUUUGAUGCGACUAAGAAUGAAAGAAACGAUGAUUUGGAAUAUUUUCAUCAGCAAGUUUUGUCAAUGACACCGCAAACUGAAUAUGACGAGGAGGAGGAAUCGAACGGUUUUGAAAUGAUUGAGCACAGACCACGUCCAAAUGAUAUUCCGAUACGAAGCGAAGAAGAUGCUCGACGAGUGCUGAAUAAGCACGCAAGGAAUGUAUCAAUCCUUGUUCAAGCUGACUUAGACUCAAAUCAACUCGCUAAUUUUACCGAAACAUUGAGGCUUGUCAGCACUUAUCAAAAGUGCAAAAUGUUAGCAUCAGGUCAUCUACAAGAACACAAACGGAUAAGAUCCUAUGAGAACUGGUGA